This is a messenger RNA of Amphiprion ocellaris (clown anemonefish), 2294 nucleotides long. RefSeq names its product integral membrane protein 2A-like. Gene Ontology annotation, molecular function: amyloid-beta binding. The record is from RefSeq and is a predicted model, not a curated record. The transcript has 6 exons. NCBI's taxonomy places the organism in Eukaryota, Metazoa, Chordata, Actinopteri, Pomacentridae. Gene Ontology annotation, biological process: negative regulation of amyloid precursor protein biosynthetic process. Bases 304 to 1044 code for a protein of 246 amino acids. Gene Ontology annotation, cellular component: Golgi apparatus; extracellular exosome; plasma membrane.
AGUGAGGAGGCAAUAACAGGUUUCAGUGGCCAAUGUUGCACCAGCAAUAACAGCCGUCUAAAUUAAGCCGAGCAUCAUCUGUCUGCAUGUUCUGUAGCUCGAGGUUGAAGCGGAUCCUCCAGCUUCCGUUUGCCUUCUUAAUCCCCUCCAACCACCGGGAGCGCUGCGUAAAGCCGAGGUUGCAAAGUGCGUCACAGCGCUGAGCUGCGGAGACCACACGGAGCCUGCAGUCCAGCACCGACCGUCUCCCACCUUCUUCUGAUCGCACAACAAUAACCCCGAGCUGACUGUUUCCUCUCCAGCAUGGUGAAGAUCGCUUUCAACUCGGCUCUGGCGCAGAAGGCGCUGGGCAAAGAGGCGCCGGCUGCGGACAAGGACCCGGAGCUGGCCUUGGCUCCAGCGAGCACUGAGGGCUCCACAGGUCGCUGUCUGCUCACCCUGCUGGGCAUCGCUUUCAUCCUCAGUGGGCUCAUCGUGGGGGGAGCGUGUCUCUAUCGAUACUUCACCCCAAAGAGGCUGUAUCAUGGCGCGAUGCAGUUCAGCGACGUGUCGGCCAGAGGAGAGAGCCAGCCGUACUACCUGCCCCGGGUGGAGGAGGAGGUGGAGAUCUCCGACAGCAUGGCCGUCAUCAGCGUCCCACCUCCCCACUUCCGACCCGGAGACCCCGCUUACAUCCUCCACGACUUCAACAGGAAGCUAACAGCGUAUCUGGACCUGACUCUGAGGACCUGCUUCGUGAUUCCCCUGAACACCUCGGUGGUGCUUCCCCCUCAGGACCUCAUUGACCUCUUCUCACAGCUGAUGUCGGACUCGUAUCGCAGCUAUCUGGUGCAUGAGGACCUGGUGGUGACAGAGCGCAUUGAUGAUGUCAAGCCUUUGGGCUUCUACAUCCGCCGGCUGUGUAAUGGAAAGGAAACGUACAGAAUGCAACGUCGUUCCAGCCUGCCAGGUGGAGGCAUCCAGAAGCGUUCCGCAGAGGAAUGUUUCACCAUCCAUCACUUCGAAAACAAGUUUGUGACGGAGACCAAGAUCUGCAAGGCUUGAUGGGAAAGCGUGAGCAUAGGUCAGAGAGAGAAAGCUGAGUGACCGAGUCAGUGGAAAGUGGGUGACGGAGGGAACAACUUUCAGCAGAAAGUUCCUCUUGUAUAAAAACAGUUUUUGCCUCCCUGCUUUAGUAUUCAGUGAAUUUAAGUUCCAGUGUUAAAGCCUAGCUCCCUCCUUUCCUCCGCUGUAUACCCCUGAACCUGUAUAGGCCAUAGCUCUCUUGCUCAAGUAUUCGCUAGCUAGUCUUGUACUGAUAAGUCAGCCUGCUAACUGCACUUAUACUAAGUUUCAUUUAUGUUGGUUAUUGUUUCGUUGCUGUAGCUUCCUGCAGACUGAUCUUAUUGAUGUUUACUGUAUUACAACAUCCAGCCACCUCCAGACAAGAGCUGUGAGUCAUCCUACUGAAUAUUCUAGUGAACCUGAGAAGUCCUUCAUAUUAGACUUGUCUUGUGUCGGCCUACUGUCACCACUCGUUCCAGGGUUUUAUAGAGCAGCUUCGACCAGAUAUGUUCUCGUGUGAUUAUAGCACAAGUCAGCAUGGAAACGCCCGGUACUACACACAUGCUUGUCAUUGACUUUUACCGAAGUUAACGGAGAUGCACAAACCCAGAGCUCUCAGUCACCACUUUUGUAGAUAUUUCCCAGAGUGCCCUGCUGCUCCCAGAGGCCUCCGCUGUCCUGCUGUGUGGUGAUUUCGUGUAACCGAUGGUCUCGUACCUGAUGGUAAACAGUCCAGCACCGUAUAUGAGCAGUUUUUGUCUUUGUGUAGAAACCUCAUGUGUGACUUGAAGGAGAAGUGAAUAAGCUAAAGGGAAAUUUCACCGAAUUUGACUUGAAAACUCUUGAUUGUCCACUUUGACUUCUAAUUUCUGAGUUUGUAUUCUCAUAACAUGAGUUGACUUUUACUGAGACAGCUGUAAUCGAUAUUCUAAAUGUUACUUUAGGUGUCUGAAGAACACAGUGGAUUUAAAAUUGUCACAAGAACACUUUAUAAUUUAUUUGCAUAAAUUUUGAAAUCCCGUGAGAAAAUAUGAAAGUUUUUCUGCCAAAUAACUUCUAAGUCAUUUUCAGUGGUUUCCUACUUGAUGCCUCCACAGAAAGACAAUCAACAGGAAGUCUGCUUGUGAAAAUGGGUUUCUGUCUUAGCUUUUUAACCGAAUACUAGAAGAUUAGAAAAAAAACAUGUGUACAACUACUGAACUGAACUUCACUUUGUUGUUGAAUAAAGUUGCAUUUCUUUACCUACUGAA